Arthroderma uncinatum is the source of this 1521-nucleotide messenger RNA. Its product is annotated as glycosyl hydrolase. Lineage: Eukaryota; Fungi; Ascomycota; Eurotiomycetes; Onygenales; Arthrodermataceae. The record is from RefSeq and is a predicted model, not a curated record. Gene Ontology annotation, molecular function: hydrolase activity, hydrolyzing O-glycosyl compounds. The transcript has 7 exons. Bases 1 to 1521 code for a protein of 506 amino acids. Gene Ontology annotation, biological process: carbohydrate metabolic process.
AUGGAAGGCCGCGAGAAGGGGGGAAAUGUUCUCCGUGCAUGGCGAGCUGUGUGCAUCGCCAAGGGCGCUACGGGGAUACUGCAACUUGCUUUUGGCCGAAACUAUGCUGGCUUGCCCCUGUCGAUUGACCGGAGCCCUUCUAGCGGAACCUUUGAGCCUCAAGAGUACGAUGAGAUCAGAGACAAGCCUGCUGCUGACAUGGAGAAACCGGCCCUCGCGCAAGACCCUUUCUCCAACAGCGCUGCAGCGUCGUUCCGGACUGCUUCAUACCACUCGCAGCCGUCGGACAGACAGCCGGCCAGGCGCCAGCAGUUCAAGUCGUAUAGGCUGAAUGGCGAGUAUGAAAGACCGUGGCUGGCAGACAGCCGGCUCAAAAGAUCGCGGGUCGGCACCUAUAUAAUAUGGGGAUUCAUCGUCCUGGGAUUGGCGAUAAGUGCAUACAUCAACUUUACCGUCACCCAGAAGGUGUCGAAACAUCAGUACUGUCUUGUUCUCGAUGACCACUUUACCUCCCUCAACGAGGACACAUGGAACCGGGAGGUUCAGAUUGGCGGAUUUGGCACUGGUGCCUUUGACUGGACCACGACGGAUGAGAAGAACACGUUUGUCGAUGGCGAUGGCCUUCAUAUAGUUCCGACCCUUACCACGGAAACCACCUCGAUCAACGAGGAACAGCUUCUGAAUGGUUACACCUUGAACCUGACCAAAGCUGGCGGAGAUGGAACAUGCACUGCUGAUACCAACGCCGCAUGUUCAAUCCGGUCCAACAAAACAACCGGAGCAAUCAUCCCACCUGUCCGUUCAGCAAGACUGAAUACAAAGGGGAAGAAAAGCAUACGAUACGGGCGAGUCGAGGUUGUUGCUAAGAUGCCAAAGGGAGACUGGCUCUGGCCGGCCAUCUGGAUGUUGCCUGUGAACGAGACCUACGGCGCCUGGCCAACAAGCGGCGAGAUCGACAUCGUCGAGACCCGUGGCAACGAUGUUGAUUAUGUUGUUGGAGGCAGAGACAUCAUGUCAAGCUCCUUACAUUGGGGGCCGACACCCGAGACCGACUCCUUCUGGAGGUCGACGAGGGGGAAAUCUCUGCGCCGAACCGACUACUCCAAGGGAUUCCACACCUUCGGGAUAGAGUGGUCCAAGGACUACCUGUUCACCUACAUCGAUAGCCCGCUGCAGCAGGUGUUGUACUGGAGUUUCGACAAGGACCAAACGAUGUGGCAGAAGGGCCACUACGAGGGAGUUACUGUAAACUCAUCCCUGGUAAAGGAUCCGUGGUCUCAGACCGGAAAUCCCAACACACCCUUUGACCAGCCAUUCUUCCUCGUCAUGAACGUUGCCGUCGGGAGUACAAAUGGCUGGUUUCCAGAUGGCAAGGGCGGCAAACCGUGGACUGACGUGGGCCAAGCGGCCUCGGACUUUUACUCAAGUCUCAGCAAGUUUUAUCCCACCUGGCCGAAAGAUAGCAGCCGCGGCAUGACCGUGAAAUCAGUCCGGAUGUGGCAGGAAGGUGCUUGUGGCUGA